This is a messenger RNA of Micropterus dolomieu (smallmouth bass), 1777 nucleotides long. RefSeq lists its product as uncharacterized. The transcript is spliced from 5 exons. Gene Ontology annotation, molecular function: ribosome binding. NCBI's taxonomy places the organism in Eukaryota, Metazoa, Chordata, Actinopteri, Centrarchiformes, Centrarchidae. Bases 88 to 930 code for a protein of 280 amino acids. Gene Ontology annotation, biological process: inner mitochondrial membrane organization; protein insertion into mitochondrial inner membrane from matrix. The record is from RefSeq and is a predicted model, not a curated record. Gene Ontology annotation, cellular component: mitochondrial inner membrane.
UAAGGAUUAUGGGUAAAACAUAAGGUUACCAAAGACAACCGUGACAAUGGUGGCAGUUUCAGCCCUCGCUGUGUCCUCCCUGCUCUGAUGCAGCGGAUCACCGGCCUCGCUGCGUGCCGGGACCUCGGCGGACUUGCAGCGCGCUCACCCGGGCUCUGCGCCUGGAAAAGAAGCUCGAGCUGCAGCAGGCAACCGGCCGUGCACCGGCAGUGGGCGGGGGUGUUUGUGCGUACAGCGCGUCCUUUCACUGUGGAGUCUUGGGCACACUGCCGGAGACUGUGCAGGAGGAGGUUCGUGUUCGCCGGUCAGACACACAGACUGUGCAGCUCACAGCCCGGAGACGACGACCCGCGAAGGACCUCCGGCGGUCAUUCCGGUAUCUCCGUGAUCGGCACCCCGGACCCGAUAACAUGGAUCCGGUGUAAAGUCAUCAUGUAUCUCAUCGAUCUGUACUUUGAGUUAGACGUCAACUCUGUAGAGUUUGACAGAGGAGUAAAGCAGGCUUUGGUCCAUGUCUCCAGCAUGAUGUCCAGUGGCAGCUACCACAGGCUGGUGGGGAUAGUAUCCAAUGAGAUGAUUGAUUAUGUUGAGAAGAGGUGCAGGUCGCUCACCGAUGCUCAGAGACAGCAGCUAGCUGUCAAAAUGGACGAUAUUAUAUUUAUGCUGCCGGAAGACGUGUCUGUCGUGUUUGAUCAACACGGUAGAAAGUUCUGCUUCAUCGUCAUGAGGUUUUGGUUCCUGUCAACACACGAAGGCCCUGAUGACCCCGAGGGCACAAAGAUCUUCAAAGUAUCCCCUCGGGAAGAUGGCGGCCCACAGAAGAAAAUAGUGACAGCAGUCUAUGAAUUCCACCGAGAGCUGACGAGAGGAGCCUCUCCUGACUGGACGGUCAAGACUGUUUGGCACUGGCAGUGGAAACUGGCUGAGUGAUUUGACUCGACACUGCAGGCUGUUUGUCAGUCAUCAGGACAAAACAGGGGAGUAGUGAUUGACUGAAUUUACUUAUGCGUAAAAGACAACAUUGAACUGGGCUACGGGCAAAGCGAGUAGCAGAAUGAUUGUUGAAUAGACUGACUGUCUAUUAGGAUCACAUGAAAUGGGAUCCAAGCUGCGCAGACAAACCAGGACCACAGAACUUUAUAAAUGUGCCCACCCUCCUACUGGAAGUCAUCCUCCGAAGAUCAGGUGCCUUUACACCCGCCCCUGUGAUUUUACACUAUUGAAAACAGUAACCCCCACACUGUACAAGACUUUUAAUCUGUCUCUUGCUAAAAAACAUCUGUUGAGUAUGUUGCCAAAGAAUACAAAUUUCACUCCAGGUAGGUUCAUGUACUAGCUUUUUCAACCACAUCUCUGCAAAUUGAGUUUGCUCAGUUAUUAUGGUGAUGGCUCAGUUGUCAUCAUGUGACCCACAUAUGCGAGUGUGUCACGUGUCAACAGCUGCUUGUAUAUGGUCACAUCACAUGAGCAAAGUUCCAUACACACUGUAGGUUGGGUGAUAACCAACCAUGCCCAUGACAAAUCACAGCACUAUCCACUGAGGAAGACUAUGAGAUGCAGCUUAAAGAUCCAGAAAAGGCUGUUAAGUGGACCUUGAUUUUAUUUAUUUUUUUGUCAAACCACUAUUUCCAAGGCCAAGAAUUGAUUUUGACACUCUGUUGCGUAUGUUAAAUCUAAUAUAUUGAAUCAAUAAGUUGUGAGAUCAUACCAAACUGUACCUAUGACCCUUUAAAAUACACAGGAAGUCGACGCAAGGGUUGAACUGUGCCUUAAACUA